Molecule: messenger RNA, 3303 nt
Organism: Rotaria sp. Silwood1
Lineage: Eukaryota; Metazoa; Rotifera; Eurotatoria; Philodinida; Philodinidae
Source: the annotation of a GenBank genome assembly
AUGUUUAUAUGGGCGCAAUAUCAUAAUGAUCCUGGUGGUUUUUAUCUUAAAAAUAUUGAUCCAAAUUUUUGUGCACAUUACAAAUAUAUAAAACUUCGUGAUGAUAUUUUAAUUAUUGGUUAUGAUAAUUUAACAUUAAGUAAUGAUUGAUAUCAUACUGAUCUUGAAUAUAUAACAAAUAUUGGUUUAUAUGAUAAAAUUAUAAAACAAAUGAAAAGAAAAAAACAAAAUGAAAAAUGACGAAUCAAAAUAUGAAAUGUUUACAAAUCGAUGGACGACAAGUAUAAUGUUAAUUCAUAUUUUUUAAAAUAUUUUAUUUUUAUAUUCAAUAUGAUAUUUGAUGAUGGGCAAUUUAGUGUUCUAUUAGAUGAUGGUACUACUAAUGCAUUAAUAUAAGAUAACAGUAAAUAAAUAUGAUUAACAUAAAAAAAGAAAAUUGUUUUAUUUUAAAAACAAGUAAGUUCUUUCUGCUAUUAAUCAAAUUCUUCAACAAAUUGAUGACGUUCUUCGUAUGAACGGUUGUUUUAUAUGUAUAACAUUUGCUCAAAAACAUAUGCUUAAUUAUAUAUUACAAUAUUUGUUUAAUAACAAGUAUGAUAGUAGUUUGAGAAAUAAAAUAUGUUAAAAAUAAACAUUCUUUCGAUCAUGACUUCUUUAUUAUCAUCAUAUUCAUACAAGAAAAUCAUUUGUGUUAUCUGCAUUUGUAUUUGUUUUUACAAAAAUAACAAUGAAAAAUCCAGUAUGUUGAAGUUAAUUAUAUAGACCAUACUGUUUAUUAAUAUAAAAUAUUCUUAAAAAUUUAAUAAAUCAAGAGAAAAAUUUUUAGAAAAUUUUAAAGACAUUUUCACUUUUUAUAAGCAAAAUUUUGCCAUAACUUGCCACUAGAAGCUCGUAGCUUUAAGGAGGCUUCGCUAUGAGACUGUUUUCCUGAUUUUUUAAUAGCGACCUGAUUUUCCUGUUUUUGAUUGAAAAUCGUGAUUUUAUCCUAACUUUUUAUGAUUCAUCUCUAUAGAACUAAAUUUACACAAUUAUGACGCGUUCUUUUUUUAUACUAACACGGAAACAUUUUCAACUGUCCAAUCGCUUUUGAGUUCGAAUUCUGCGCACGAGGUAGAUCGCAGUAAGAUGCGAAAAAUUUCACAAGGAUAAGUACCCAUGGAUAUUUUGUCCAGUGUUAUAAGGAUUUUACUGGAAUUUUAGUCUGUGGCACGGUAUAUACCAUUAGAUCGAAUGACGAUAUUUUGACCUGAAAUUGUUUCUACAGAUAGAUCCAUUUAUGAGUAGAAUGAACUUAAAAUUUCAACUAAAAAAUAUUUUCUUUCCGAGAUGUUAAACUCCUCAAAAUCACUGCUAUCCCACCCACGAUACUACAAUUUUCUGUUUUUUUUUGCAGUUUAAUAUUGAGAGAAGAAAAAAUUAUUUUGAGUUAAAAUGUUUCAGAUAUUCUACUCAUAAACAGACCUAUCUGUAAAGAGAAUUUUAGGUUGAAAUACCGUCAUUCGAUUUAUUGGUAUAUACCAUGUCAUAGACUAAAAUUCCAGUAAAACGCUUAUAGCUUUAGAUGGAAGGCCUAUGGGUACUAUCAUUUUUGAAAUUUUUCAUAUAUCACUGGGGGGGGGGGGGGGGGGUCUAGCUAGUGAACAGAAUCCAAACUCAGCAACGAUUUGGCAGUUGAAAACUUUCCCUCGUAAGAUCAUCUCUAUUAUACACAAUACAUUAGAAUGAAUUAGCUAUUUUGCCUUUUUAUAAGCCAUCGAGAACAAAUUCAAUUGAUAUUUUCUAAUCUAAGCAACCAUUUUGAAUAAAAUUCGGUGCUUUUCGACAUUUGAGAAGAUCUAAUUCAAAAGGAUAGAUCUUCCAGAGAUAAAUGUUUAUAACAUUGUAUUAGUUUAAUAUAUGGAGUGGAACACAAACUAAACUAAACAAUAAGAAAGAAAGUACGAAAAGAAUGAAGCACGAUUAAUAGUGUGUAUCUAAAGAAUAUCACUUCGUUGUAGAACAUAUUCCUUCUCAAUUAGUUAUGACAUUUAUUGAAGCAACAUAAUAUGUUUUAGUUUCAAUUAAUCAUCAGUACUUCAUACAUUUUUAUGCAGAUUUGCUUCUAAAUAGCAAUAUCAGAAUAAAUUUUACGAUGUUCUGAUUUUUACCAAAAUUCUUAAGUUUUUCUUGAAUAUUCUUCUGUCUGUUUUCCUCAUUUCGACACAUAGGGCGUUGUGAAACCUGUUUUAGAUUUUCUUUAGUCAUACAGAAAGCAAUCUACAUCGUACUGCAUCAUUUCUCGUUAUUAGUACAGUUUCUUAUUGAAUCUUAUCAAGAUGAUUGACCAUUUUUUUCAAUAGUAUUACAUAUCUCCAAACUCAUAUUUUCUGAAGGUUAUUUUUUAUUAUUCGACGUUGUUAGAAAAAGAGAUUAUCGAAUAAUAAAUUAUUGAAUAUAGAGCAGUAAAUGCUGAAGAGAAAAACAGUGAAAUUAAGAACAUUGAAUAGAAAAAUUUGAAAGAAAAAUCUCAAAAAGGCGAAUGGCAAAAAUAAAGUUUUUGCUGUUCCAUGAAUAUUCAUGAAAAGAAAUAUUUUAUAUAUAAGAAAGAUCGAACAGUGCAAGUCGCCGUUUCGGAUAGGAUUUAUAGCAGGUUGUAGAGUUCGACACUAUCCUCAUGAUGAUAUUAAACGUUCAUUCUCAUAGAUUAUCUUUGAGAAAUUAGAAAAAUUUCAACUUCAGAAAUGUCGUUCGUUGAGAAAGGACGGAACCGAAUAUGCUAGCAAAAUUGGUCCUAUUUAAAAUUUCUUUCGUUUUUCUUCAUUAUUCAAGUAGACUCUGAAGCCAUAUCUUGUGUAUAGAUCACUCUAAGUGUGUCCUAACAAAGUGCAAAGACAAGAAGACUUGAAAUGUUUGAUCAAUAUCUUUUAAUAAAGCCACAAUGGUAUUUCUAUACCAAUACUUUUGAGUUUUUUAAAAGGUAUUGAUCAAACAUUUCAAAUCUUCUUGUCUUUGCACUUUGUUAGGGCAUACUUAGAGCGAUCUAUGAAUUAAAAAUGGCGUCGGGAUCUGUUCAAAUAAUGAAGAAAAGGAAUACAAUUUAAGGUAAAGAGAAGGGAAAUUUUUUAUAAUUUUCAAAUAGGGCCAAUUUUGCUAGCAUAUCCACCUGUGCUUUGAUUUUUAUAAUGCAGCGUUCAAAACUUUAGCAAUGGAUACGUUAGGAGCGCUAAUUAUAUCUGUAGUUUGAAUAACUCAAUACAGUAGAUGUAUGAAAUUGAACUAUUUUGGUAAAAUUUUUUAAGAAUACAAUUGAUGAUAUAUCUCAAG